Molecule: messenger RNA, 897 nt
Organism: Diachasma alloeum
Lineage: Eukaryota; Metazoa; Arthropoda; Insecta; Hymenoptera; Braconidae
Gene: Rpb5
Product: DNA-directed RNA polymerases I, II, and III subunit RPABC1
Exons: 2
Coding region: 160-792 (210 amino acids)
Biological process (GO): DNA-templated transcription
Cellular component (GO): RNA polymerase III complex; RNA polymerase I complex; RNA polymerase II, core complex
Molecular function (GO): DNA-directed RNA polymerase activity; DNA binding
Source: RefSeq, a predicted model, not a curated record
UUGUUUCUAGGUUAGAAUUUUAUUUGGAUUGCAUUGUUGGGUCUCUAUAGAUAGACGUUUUUCAACUCCAAUGUGACACUUGUGAUUCGAAGAAUUGAAGAUUUAUUCUGGAGUUUGCAAUCUUUAUUCGUGAUUGAAGAGGAGUUUUAUUGAGGUGAGAUGGAUGACGAAGCGGAGACGUACAAGUUGUGGAGAAUCAGGAAGACAGUCAUGCAGUUGUGCCACGAUAGAGGUUAUCUGGUGACACAGGAUGAAUUGGAUCAGACUUUGGAGCAGUUUAAGGAGCAAUUUGGAGAUAAACCGAGUGAGAAGAGGCCGGCCAGGAGUGAUUUGAUUGUUCUGGUUGCUCACAACGAUGACCCCACGGAUCAGUUGUUCGUAUUCUUUCCGGAUGAGCCGAAAAUUGGGAUCAAAACUAUCAAGACUUAUUGUCAACGCAUGCAGGAAGAGAAAAUCCACAGAGCCAUCAUUGUUGUCCAACAAGGCAUGACACCCUCAGCUAAGCAAUCGCUAGUCGACAUGGCGCCAAAAUACAUCCUGGAACAGUUUUUGGAGUCUGAAUUGUUGAUCAACAUCACGGAACAUGAAUUAGUACCAGAGCACAUUGUUCUGACGCCGGAUGAGAAAGACGAAUUGUUGAUGAGAUAUAAAUUGAAGGAGAAUCAACUCAUGAGGAUUCAAGCUGGAGAUCCUGUGGCCAGGUACUUCGGACUGAAGCGUGGACAGGUUGUCAAGAUUAUUCGACCCUCGGAAACUGCUGGGAGAUACAUUUCUUAUAGGCUCGUUUGUUAACUUGGAUUUCUAUUUUUUGCUUAUGGAGGAGGAAUUAAUCAUUCAUCAAUCAAACUGCUAUCCCCUGAAGAACUGUACAAAUAAAGUAUACUUUGUUUAAGGAAA